AUGCGGAUCCUCCAUUUCCUAUAUGCAGCGCUGCUGAGUGCAUGUGGCGCGCAAGCCCUGCGCUCAGACAAAGUCAAGCUCUCCAACAUCCAGAGCCUCACCUUGCGCAAGGGACUCGAUACAUCGCAUCGUCGCGUCAGUGCCAUGCCUCAGCUCUCAUGCAUAGGCGGCAAUGCCAAAGGUCUCUACGAACUCGACGUAAUGCGCUGUAAGAACUCCGGUUCUGACUACGACUCCGAAAACAUACAAUGGACCUGCACCGCCUCGCUCCCUGAUGAAUUCAAGCUCGGCUCCACGGACGUUAUCUGCGAAGGCUACGACUACCCCGAGGAUCCUUAUAUCUUGAAGGGAAGCUGUGGAGUAGAGUACAGACUCGUUCUUACGGACAAGGGCCAUGAGAGGUACGGCAAGGGCAAUGGAGGCCACUGGUGGGGCGGCGACGAGAGCAACGGCAGGGACGGUCCCAAGACGCUGGGCGAGCAAAUCGCGGCAGCGCUCUUUUGGAUGGUCUUCAUAGGCGUCGCAGGUUGGAUCCUCUUCAACAUUGUCCGACAGUGGGGUCAAGGUCCUGCGGGUGCUGGAGGCGCCGGUGGUAACCGACCCGGCUGGGGCGGCGGUGGUGGGGGAUGGGGUGGAAACGACGAUACCGACGAUCCGCCACCACCUUACGACUACCAGGAGCGGCCAGGCAAGAGCACAUACGGCACAAACCAACCGCAAGGCUGGAGACCCGGAAUGUGGUCCGGUGCGCUAGGUGGUGCUGCGGCUGGGUAUGCCGCUGGGCGCAUGGCGAACAGGGGCAAUCAGACCAAUCAGACCAAUAGCGGAUGGGGCAGUAACAGUGGCGGAUGGAACAACGGAGAAGGCAGUUCGAGGUCGUCGUCCGGAUCAGGCUCCAGCUUCUCGAACACGAGGCAUGAGAGCACUGGUUUUGGCUCGACCUCGAGAAGGUAG
This is a messenger RNA of Macroventuria anomochaeta, 954 nucleotides long. RefSeq names its product DUF1183-domain-containing protein. The record is from RefSeq and is a predicted model, not a curated record. The transcript has 2 exons. Bases 1 to 954 code for a protein of 317 amino acids. Lineage: Eukaryota; Fungi; Ascomycota; Dothideomycetes; Pleosporales; Didymellaceae. Gene Ontology annotation, cellular component: endoplasmic reticulum membrane. Gene Ontology annotation, biological process: regulation of store-operated calcium entry.